UAUUUUUUAUUUUGGGAUAAGAUAUCGAAAGCAAACCCAGUAACCCACCGGCGUUCACCCGCAUCGUUCACUUUCACUCCGCCGCCGAUGGCAGCCGUCUGUUUGGUUCCACUUCCUCCUCCCCUUCCCCUCCUAAAAUCAUUGCGUCCCAACGCAGUCCGACGACAGCUUUCUCCAAUUUUUGUCGUUCCUUCUUCCCUCGGAUCUACCAGGACUCGUUCGCCGACGAGUGCAGCGUCGUCGUCCUCCACCUCCACCGCCACCGCCUCGGCCAUCCAAGAUGACCAGAAGGCGAGCGAGGAAGCAAUGAAUAUCCAUGCCCUCCGGCGCUUCAUCGACCUUAACCUCGGUAACUGGACCGGUUCAUUCCAUCAAUUUGAUCCUGACGGUAAUUUGUUGCAUAAAGUGACUACGAAGCUGGCGGCCAGCUCUUACGGGGAAGAUGAUCUUGUCAGUUUAAUUCAAUCGCUAUACAUCAAACAGCCACAAUCAACCACCUCAAUAUCGGGAGAUACGUAUGAGCCAGAAUGGGCAGAGUACAAAAUCAAGGAGACGAACAUGUUCACCGUAGACAAAUAUCAACAGAUUGGUUUUUUCCCCAGUCAAAAGGCCUUUGCACUGCGUUACCAGACAGCUGGCAUGUUAGAAACUGUAUUGAGACAAGGCGUGCUAGGUGAAGAUGACAUUGGAGAAGUGUCACCCAAAAACCUGAAGCUUCCCUCACGCCAACCUGCUAUAGUAUGUGAGAAUUGCCUUUACUCACUUCAGAAAGAUAUGCGAGCAAGAGCAUUUCAUAUCAUGGAUCCCAAAGGCAUUAUAGAAAUGUUUCUUAUCUUCCUUGAAGAACGUGGUGGUGCAGUGAUUAUUCCUCCUUCCUUUGAUAGUUCCAUGGACAGCACUAGCAGAAUCAUACAACAUCUUGGUAAAUGGAAAGGUCAUUCUAUAACAAAGCGAAGUGGUGUAUAUGGAGCAACAAUUGCUGAAGCUAAUACAACUGCUGUGCUUGAAAUUGACAACAAGGGUCAUCUAAUUCAGGACAUUACGUCAACAUUCAGCGGGGAUGUCACUACUAAUGUACACUGGACUGGCAGCAUAUCUAACAACUUGGUCAAAUUCGAUGGUGGUUUCCAGGUGACCUUAUUACCUGGAAGCAUGUACAUGGGAUGCCCAUCUGAUGUAGCAAAGAGUGUAGCAGAAUCCAAGCCUUUCCAUUUGGAGUUCUGCUGGCUUGAAUCACCUGGUAAGAGGCAGAGACUGGUUCGCACUUACGAUGUGGAGGGCUUAGCUGUUUCCUCAACUUAUUUUUUUGAGACCAAAAUUUUGGCAAUCUGGGCUGGGCUGAAUCGCUGUCUGGCGGUGGUCGGCAACUUAGCUGGAGCUUUACUUUGUAGGCUUUGGCUUCAUGUGAAAGUGGGGGAUGAAGCGGUUGGCGGAUUUAUUUAAUGUCUGGUUGGCAUUGUUGGUGUCGAUGUUCUAUCUUGUUAGUGACUGCAUUUAAGACUCGGGACGGGGAUUGUUGUUGCAGCCAUAUUUGAUAUUUGUAUGCUUUCUGAUUA
Messenger RNA from Diospyros lotus (date-plum), 1556 nucleotides. RefSeq lists its product as uncharacterized. The record is from RefSeq and is a predicted model, not a curated record. Lineage: Eukaryota; Viridiplantae; Streptophyta; Magnoliopsida; Ericales; Ebenaceae. The transcript has 8 exons. Gene Ontology annotation, biological process: chloroplast fission. The coding region runs from base 88 to 1443 and encodes 451 amino acids.